This is a messenger RNA of Melanaphis sacchari, 1506 nucleotides long. RefSeq names its product inositol polyphosphate multikinase beta-like. Gene Ontology annotation, cellular component: nucleus; cytoplasm. The transcript is spliced from 6 exons. Gene Ontology annotation, molecular function: inositol-1,4,5-trisphosphate 3-kinase activity; inositol tetrakisphosphate kinase activity. The coding region runs from base 432 to 1277 and encodes 281 amino acids. The record is from RefSeq and is a predicted model, not a curated record. Gene Ontology annotation, biological process: inositol phosphate biosynthetic process. NCBI's taxonomy places the organism in Eukaryota, Metazoa, Arthropoda, Insecta, Hemiptera, Aphididae.
AGUUAAUAGUUAUCACUCAUGAAACAUAUGUCCGUAUUUUCUUGUUUCGUGUUUCGUCUUGGUCUUGAAAACCAUGUCAUAAACUCUGAAGCAACAAUUCAAUAUAAUUGAAUGCUUUGUCUAUAAGUGGUCAUUUUUAAGCAUGUCGUGUGUUUGAAAGGAUUUUGCAAUCUAAAGUGAUAUCUAUCGACGUAUUCAGCACAUAAGCGAUUAAUAAUCAUAUUUAGAGUAUAGAAUUUUUUUAAAUUUCCAAAUCUCAUUGAUUUCUUCUGUUAAUGUUUUAAAAAAAAAAAAUGUAAAUAGUGUAAUAAUAUAAUUAUAACAAUCAAUUAGUAUUUAUAUGGUCGUAAUUUAGUAUAACAGAAGUCCUGUCAUCAAUUCAUGUAAACUGAAAAUACAAGGGCAUUACAAACUUCGCACAAGUAGUAGUCAUGGCUAAGUGGUUGGAUUCAGACGAUCUACUUCCAUACGAUAACCAAGUUGGAGGUCAUAAAUUUACCAAAGAAAAACCAUUGUUAGGUUUAUUGAAACAUAAAGAAGGUUAUAUAUUGAAAUCAGUAGAAGGUGGUACUAAAGGAAAGAAUGAAGUACGAUUUUAUGAAGAAUUAUUAAAAAAUGAAAGCCUAAUAAAUCUCAGAAAAUUAGUUCCAUUAUAUUAUGGUACUGUUGCUGUUCAAAUAAAUUCUUUAGACAUGACAUUCAUUGUUUUGGAUGAUAUUACCACAGGCAUGAAAAAACCGUGUGUGAUGGAUGUUAAAAUUGGUUCACAGACAUGGGAACCUGGAUGUUCAGAAAAGAAAAAAAAUGAUGAAAAUGCUAAAUAUACAGAAUGUAAAGAGCAAUGGAGUUUUUGUAUACCAGGUUUUCAAGUGUACGAUUUAUCAAGUUCCAAUUUGGUACAGCCACAGAAAUAUGAUAAAGAAUUUGGCAAAAGUUUAGAUCCAGGAAAAGUUAUCUCUGUGUUCAAGACAUUUUUAAACUUUAACAGUGGAUAUCUAGGUCUAGAAAAACUAGUUCAAAGCUUUACAGCCCAAUUGGAUCACAUAAGACGAUACUUCCAAACUCAAAAACAUUACCAUUUUUACUCUAGUUCGGUUUUGUUAGUAUAUGACGCAGAAACAUUAAAAAACGACAAAAACACUUAUCCUUUGAUAAGAGUAUCAUUAAUAGAUUUUGCACAUGUAACUCCAGCUGAUGGUAAAAUUGAUUUAAACUAUUUACAAGGUAUUACUAAUUUAUGGACAUUGUUUCGAACACAAUUGUUACACAACAAUUAAUAUGAAUCUCUUCAGUUAUUGGUGCCCAAUACUUAUAAAAUUCAUUUAUUUUUAGUUUUAAUGUUUAGCUUUAUUUGUCUUACUUUGUUCAUUAUUCUUAUUGUUUAUUAAUUUUGUCGAUAACCAAAAUAAUAGAUUAUCUUUUAUUUAACAUCUUAAACUCAUACACAAUCAAUCAUACAAUAAUAAUUUUACUUUUCUACUUUUCUUUCUAAUAGUUUAUUUAUUU